Molecule: messenger RNA, 4503 nt
Organism: Menidia menidia (Atlantic silverside)
Lineage: Eukaryota; Metazoa; Chordata; Actinopteri; Atheriniformes; Atherinopsidae
Source: the annotation of a GenBank genome assembly
CCAUACUUUGCCAACUUUGCAUUAAAAACUGGGAUGAUAGCAUCAGAUAAUGGCUGGUUGAGUGCCAAGUUUAUCCAUAGGGAAUCAGGCCUUUUCUGUUUCUGCCAACUCGACAUUUUCUAGCUAAAGAAUCUAUGUAAUAGAUACAGGAAUGUUUAGGUUGCUUUUUUUUAAACUUCCCGUGGACCAGAUUUGUGAAUUUCCGUGAUAAAUAGUGUGAUCUUUGCUUGGUUAAUUUUCUUUCUCAAAUCUGAUCAGCAUCAUCCCCCCUCCCCAUUUGUUUGAAUUCUUUGAGAAUAUUACAGGCAUUUUCGUGCAGCAGAGUUCUGUCUACAUGAAUAAAUUAUGAUGCCCGCCUGUGAGAUAGGCUGGGAGGCUCUGCAUCUGCCUAUGCACACAAAUGGUCUCUGUGCAGCUCGGAGCGCACCGAUUACCAUUCCGCGCACAGCACUUCUGGUCAGAAAUGGAGCCGGGGUCGGUGGCUGACAGCGGUCCGGGGGCGCAAAAAGGGGAAGACGGAGCCGGGAAUGGCAGCAACCUUUCACUCAAUCUGGAUUAACUCACACUGAGCUCUGCGCCGCUGUCGAAAAGCCCGUGAAAGCGAGACGAACAUCUGGUCGGAUUCGGCGCAGCAGCAGCCGCUCAGCGGAGAGAGCUGAAGCAGCUUGGCGCUACAAAGGCGUUUUCUCCUCCUCUGGAGGUGCACGCAGGCGGAUGCGCAAAUAGAGGCGAUCCCGCACAGCUGCAGACUCAAAGCCACAUCGGGACCCUCCGGGCUGUGCUUCUUUUUUUUUAAAAAUAACUCUCUCCCUCUCGUUUCCCCCCAAAUGGAGGAAUCUUGAAUAAAAUUUCACUGGUGCGACAGGAGAGCAGAGGAUUCGUCCUUUAUCUACUGGUUAUGGAUUUCUUGAAGGGCAAUACUGGCUUCGCAGGCCGUUACACAUCAUAGGACCCAAGACGCAGGUCUCGGGACACCUGAAUUAUCACCAAGAGGCACCGUCGGUCCCAUUUCGGGCAAACAGUAUGCCCUCAAUCCUCGUGGGAGGGAAAAAGCCAAAACCAACCCUCCUCUGAUUCGCCUUAAUGUUUCAUCUGCUAGGUUUGUCAACCUGAUUGAAAGCUAAAUGGAGUCGUUCCUGGUGUUUCUGAUAGUCCUCAGUGUGGCUAUAAAAGCACACAAAGUUCAAAUCUGCCCCAAACGCUGUGUCUGCCAGAUGCUUAACCCCAAUUUAGCAACUUUGUGCGACAAGAAGGGCCUGCUGUUUGUGCCCCCCAACAUCGACAGGCACACGGUGGAGAUGCGGCUUGGUGAUAACUUUGUAACCACCGUUAAACGCAAAGAUUUCGCCAACAUGACCAAGCUGGUUGACCUGACCCUCUCUCGUAACACCAUUGGCUCAAUCGUGCCUCAUGCAUUCAAAGACCUGGAGAACCUACGAGCCCUUCACCUCGACAGUAACCGGCUAACUCGCAUCACCAACGACACCUUCAGCGGCAUGUCCAAGCUGCACCAUCUCAUCCUCAACAACAACCAGCUCACCCACAUCCACAGCGGGGCCUUCAAUGACCUAACGGCGCUGGAGGAACUGGAUUUAUCCUAUAACAACUUAGAGAGCGCCCCCUGGGUGGCUAUCCAGAGGAUGUCCAAUCUCCACACGCUCAAUUUAGACCACAACAUGCUCAGCUACAUCCCAGAGGGAACGUUCUCUGGACUGCAGAAGCUUAAAAGGUUGGAUGUGACAUCCAACAAGCUCCAAAAGCUUCCCCCUGACCCAGUUUUCCAAAGAGCCGGGGUCCUUGCCACAUCCGGCAUUAUGGGUCCUUCGUCGUUCGCUUUGAGCUUUGGGGGAAACCCGCUGAGGUGUAACUGUGAGCUGCUGUGGUUGCGGAGGCUGCGCAGGGAAGACGAUCUGGAAACGUGUGCGUCACCACAGCACCUUGCCGGACGUUAUUUCUGGACUGUUUCAGAAGAAGAAUUCCUGUGUGAUCCUCCUCUCAUCACCAGGCACUCUCAGGAACUACGAGCUUUAGAGGGUCAGAGUGUGACCCUCCGCUGUAAGGCCAGGGGCGACCCCGACCCCAUUAUCCACUGGAUCGCGCCAGAUGGACGCCUAAUGUCCAACUCCUCCAGGGCAGUGGUCCACACAGAUGGAACCCUGGACAUCCUCAUCAGCACUGUCAAGGACUCAGGUUCCUUUACCUGCGUGGCUUCCAAUCCGGCAGGAGAGGCUCAGCAGACAGUGGAUUUGGUCAUAACUAAACUCCCUCACAUCACCAACAAUACAAUUGCUGAGCAGGAGCCUGACCCAGGAUCAUCAGAUAUCGCCACAGUGACCAAGACGGGCCCAGAGGUGGGAGGAGUGCCUCUGGGGAAUGCUAAGACAAGCCAAGAGAAGAAAGUAGUAAUCGCUGAGGCCACCUCCACCUCAGCCCUGGUCAACUUUAACUUCCACCGGAGUAUUCCUGGAAUUCGCAUGUUUCAAAUCCAGUACAAUGGGACCUAUGAUGAUUCACUGGUAUACAGAAUGAUACCCCCAAGCAGCAAGAGCAUCCUGGUAAACAACCUGGCAGCUGGUACACAAUAUGACUUGUGUGUGCUGGCCAUCUAUGACGACCUGGUGACUUCGCUGACUGCCACCAGGGUGAUAGGUUGCGUCCACUUCACUACUGAGCCGCAGUACCUGCGAUGCCAUUUCAUGCAGUCCCAGUUUCUCGGAGGCACCAUUGUGGUUAUCAUUGGAGGGAUUAUUGUGGCGUCCGUACUGGCUUUUAUCAUCUUCCUCAUUGUGCGCUAUCGGGUGUGUAACCAAGGAGAAGCAGAUAAGGCCCUCGAGAUGGGGGAUAUUCGCUCCCUGAGCAGUGAUGGACAGCUUCAGGGUUGUGGAAUGCCCAAAUCCCUCUCAAAGCAGGUGCUCCGUCCAGAGAAGAAUGACAAGGAGUGCCUCAGAGUUGCACUCCCGCCCCCAGAGCCAACCAAACAGCGACCGGCUGUCACUGUGCCCUCCACAAAAGCCUCAGUCCCUGACUGCAUGGUCUCCACUGCUGCCGGUAGUCACAGCUGGCACCCAGCCUCUCCGGGAGCUCCCAGGCCCAAACGUUCCAGCGCUCCGCCAAAACCCUCAGAGGCACGACGGUCCGAGGCUCAGGCAGACGUUGAGCUCAACAACAUGAACCGGAAUAACUCAUCAGAUGUUAAAACGCCCGCUGACUUCCCUCUGACGGUGCCGGGUCAGCCUACCACAUGGACUGCCGCUCCCAGAGGUCCACGGCCCCACCAAGCGUCUCGACAUUACAUGACUGUGCCUGCGGGGGCCGCGAGGGUGAGCCGCAGACACUCGCUCAACGCGGACUCGUACAGGGAGCGCUGCUACAUGGCCUACCCCAAAGCCGGUGCCAGUCUGCGCUCCAAACGCAGCCUGUCGAUGAGCGGGGAGCUGCCACAGCUCGAGAGCACAACAAACAUUCGCCGGGCCAGGGACAAACUCUCCAGGUCCGAGUGGCUGCUGGAGAGCACUUUAUGAUUUUGAAAUGAACGCCCUGCGCCCUCUGGUACUCUGGGAUCGGACUUGUGACCCCUUGCGGAACAAACAGGAAUUUUAUGCCUUGCUUGGAGCUUUGGUGCUCUAGGUGUGGAGAGACCUGUGCAAGGCUGACACAAGGGAUAACGGGAAAGAUUUUCUUCUUUGUAACCUAUCAAAGUCCUCGUAAUAACAUUUAAAAAAAAACUUCUAUGAAAGGCACAACACAAUGUAUAAAACGACAUAAUGUACAAAAAUGUUAAUUUGUGUGAGAUACUAUACAUCUCAGUGCAACCAUAAGUGUUCAUGUGGUACUGAAUGCAGUACCUGGACAUACUGGAGAUCAUUACCAAGAAGAUCACACUUGGGAGGAGGCUGCUCUACUCAGUCUUUACAUAGACUAUUACUUACGGUGAGAAAAUCUGUAACGACUUUGAACACAGUGUCUGUCUCCAGCUACACACACACACACAGACGAUGAUAUGUCUUAAUUACCUUGGUGGUGCUUUGGAGAGAUUAAGAAUGUGGUCUUUUUCAUCCCAGAGGUGUGGGAACAGAAUGUAGUAGACGGCCAGCGCUCCAGCUUUUCAUCCCGACCCUUCCAGACACAGCACAAUGCAGCAUUUUGUGGCACAAGUUAGCCUAAUACUGCCCUCUGGUUUGAAUCAGUCCUUUUUUUCUCACAUAAUUACACACAGACUCAACUCUGAUAGGAUUUCUAUCCUGACUGACUUGAGAGGCAACUCCAAUGGCAUGACGAGAUAUCUGACAUUACAUGUUGGUAAGAUCCAGUGGAAUGGUUCAUUUCCAUAUUUUUUACUUACGGAUGUUAUCAUGUCAUGCCAACAACAACAACAACCAUUGUAAAUUAACUUGUGGAUGUAAGAGAAAUGGUAAUUACAGGAAUGGGAGGACGUCGGCUCUUGAUUUUGCUGUUGUUUCUGUUUGAUGUUUACCAGUAUUAAUAAACCAGUGAUUAAAGGGA